GCCAAAGUGCCGGUCAGUGAUGGAGCCGCUGCCAUGACAACCCCGGGAAGUCAGCCUGCGCGCCGCCCAGGGAUGCUGCGGGCCAGCCGCGCCGGCGGGGCUGGGAUGCUGCUGCCGCCGCCUCGCCCGCUCCCCCGCGCCCCGUCCUCCCGCCGCUGAGGGCAGCUGGGGGCUCCGGCAUCCUGACAUCCUCGCGUUCUGCAUCCCGGCGUCCUGACAUUCCCCCCCCCCCAUCCUGCAUCCCGGCAUCCUGCAUCCUGCCUGGACCAGCCCGCCUUUGGGACCCGACAGCGGGGCUGGAGGAGAGGAACUGUUGGGCACCUGGGAGGCCUUUGCCCGCUGUGCCUUCUUGCGUCUGGACCCGUUUGCUAGCUCGCUCCGGGGCGUGUUUUUUUGGUUCUUACUGGCUUUUGGACUGCUCCCGCUCCGCGCUGCGGAGGGGAGCUGCGAACUCGGGACAAGUGUGCGGGAGCGGGGCGCAGCCGGGCGGCUCCCCCGGCGCUUCCUCGCCCAAGAGUGCCCGUGCGCAGCGGAGAUGCCACCUUCCCCAAAGCUAUGGACAACGUGACUGUGCGACAAGGGGAGAGCGCCACGCUCAGGUGCUCCGUGGAUAACCGAGUCACCCGAGUGGCCUGGCUGAACCGCAGCAGCAUCCUCUAUGCCGGCAAUGACAAAUGGUGCUUGGACCCUCGGGUGGUGCUCUUGGCCAACACCAAAACCCAGUACAGCAUCCAGAUCCAAGAUGUGGACGUGUACGAUGAGGGCCCCUACACCUGCUCCGUGCAGACAGACAAUCACCCCAAGACAUCGCGUGUCCAUCUCAUUGUGCAAGUGUCUCCGAAAAUCACCGAGAUCUCUUCCGACAUCUCCAUCAACGAGGGUGGCAACGUCAGCCUCACCUGCAUAGCCACGGGCAGGCCAGAUCCAACAAUCACCUGGAGACACAUCUCGCCCAAAGCCGUGGGCUUCAUCAGUGAGGAUGAGUACCUGGAGAUCACGGGCAUCACACGGGAGCAGUCGGGCGAGUACGAGUGCAGCGCCUCCAACGACGUGGCAGCGCCCGUCGUCCAGCGAGUCAAAGUCACCGUCAACUACCCGCCGUACAUCUCAGACGCGAAGAGCACCGGGGUGCCGGUGGGGCAGAAGGGCAUCCUGCUCUGCGAAGCCUCCGCCGUCCCCUCCGCCGACUUCCAGUGGUACAAGGACGACAAGCGGCUGGCUGAAGGACAGAAAGGACUGAAAGUGGAGAACAAAGCCUUCUUCUCCAGACUGACUUUCUUCAACGUCUCCGAGCAGGACUACGGCAACUACACCUGCGUAGCCUCCAACCAGCUAGGAAACACCAACGCCAGCAUGAUCCUCUAUGAAGAGACAACUACCGCUCUGACACCCUGGAAAGGCCCCGGUGCCGUGCACGACGGGAACAACGGCGCGUGGCGGCGAGGCGGCUGCGUGUGGCUGCUGGCCCUCCCGCUCGCCCAGCUUGCCCGCCAGUUUUGACCCGAGAGCCGGCCCGCGGAGUAGCGGCGGCGACGACCACGGCCAGCGAGCGCAAGCAGAAAGGAGAGGAGGAAGAAGAAGAAGAAGAAGUGUUCACCGUUUCCGAAAAUAAUCAUAAGAAUUGAGAGAGUAUCCGGCCAGGCCACCUGGGGGAGGGGGAGAGAGGAAAAACACGCAAAAAAAACCCAAACCAACCGCAACGGGAAUUUGGAAAGGAGAGAGGAAAAAAAAAAAAAAAUAAUCCAAGGCUUCCUGCUGAAGAUGCAACGCGACUGAGUCUUUUUCUUUUCCCCCUAUUUUUUUUUUUUUUUGUCUCCCACCCCUUUUUCCCCCCGUUUUCUGCCGUGGGCCAGCGCGGAGGUCCGGUGGGGCCGUCGGGGUGCAGUGCUCCCCCCCACCACCCCGGUCCCCUUCGCCGCCUGCUCCCCUCUGUCCGGACGCGCUGGUUUUCUUCUUUGCUGAGAUUUCCCCGUCUUCUCAUGGACCGUGCCGCCAUUUGUGUUCCAGAAUAUAUAUAUAUAUAUCCACGUAUACAUAUAUAUAUAUAUAUAUGUAUAGAUAUAUAGAUCUUCGACAGUUACCACACCGCCACGAAUGGAAAGGGAGGAAGGAGACCGGCGUCGAGCCACGCGUUCAUCAUACCACCCGUGGACAUCGUGAAUGAUAAGGGAUUCUGAGUCAUGGUUAAUUUUAUUAAUUAUAUUUUCUGAUACGAGCCUAGAACUCUUAGAUCCUAAAAAACAGAAAUGCAAAAAAGAGGGGGGGGUGGGGGGGAAGAAAAAAGAGAAAACACACAAAUCCAGAAAGGAGAGGGGGAGCAAGCGGAGAGAAGUUGUUGAUUCACCGCGCGACCGAGGAGGCGACCGGCCGAGGAGGUUUGCGAGCCCGGCGACUUGGCACGGAGGAGGAGGAGGAGGAGAAAGAUGAUUCCCGCACCGACCCCCCCCAAACCGGCCCAAAAAGCGGUCGUCCGAACAGUUCCUGCCAAGGGCACGGGCGACGUUCGCCGCGCGUCGACGCAGAGGGAGACGCUGAAUCUUUUUAUGGGAUAUAUAUAUACAGUAUAUAUAAAUAUACAUAUAUAUAUAUAAUUUUUUUUUUUUUUGUUAGCGUUCUAGCCACGGUUCCCGGCAGGAUCCUUCCGCUGCCAUUACUGCAUGCUGUAUAUGGAGUUAGGUGUGUAUCGGUCCUCAACGAGACGAGCGUCUCGGUCCACGCGUCCCCGAAUCCCCUCGCCUUUCCACCCUCGGGUCACCGGCACGCCGGGGAUGACGGGCCGCGGGGGGACCGGGACCCCUCUCCAUCACCUUCCACCGCACGGCCCCGGCCCCUUCACGGCAGAAUAAAGCGAACCGAGGGACAAAGGGAGAUCUAUAUAGCUCAGUUUUAUAUUUUUUUAUAUAUAUAUAUAUGUAUGUAUAUGUGUGUGUGUGCGCGUGCGUGUGUGUGUGUGUAUAUAUAUAUAUAAAAAAACCCCAACCAAACAAAAAUAAGUAAGGAAAAGAAGGCGAAGCGAUCGGCACCGAGCCGUCAGCCGUAACGCGGGACCAGUCGCCUCGCCGUACGUUUUGGCGGGGGUCUCUCCCGCGGUCGGUUUUCCUCCUUCGGUUUCCUUUCCUUCCCUGCGGCCGACGGGCGGGGGGCACGCGGCGGGGGGGGGAGCCCGGGUGCGGGCGGGCGGGCGGCGAGGGGGGCUCUCUCUGCCUAUCCAUUAAAACGAUUGUUCCAUGUGGCCGCUCCGUCUGGUUGUGGUGCUCAUUGCCGCGGGGGCCGGGGCUGCCCCGCAUUCUCCCCCACCCCGCGACGCCGGGGAAUGGGGAGGGAUGCCGGUGGGGGAGGGAUGUCGGGUGGGAGCACCAAAUCGUUGCAAUGGGUGGGGAGAGCGUCGGAGACGUGGUGCGUGGAACCCGCCGGCGGGGAUGCUGUCACAAGGUAAGGCUUUGGUGAGUAGAUGGGGAGGAUGUGGGGUGCAGCUCUGCCCUAUGUCCCCCCGGGCAGGAUCCCACCCGGCUGCUCGGAACCCCAAAAUGUUUCCAUGUAGCCCUUGGCCCGGGCGGCACAACGUUGCAGGGGGAUGCUUACGGAGUGGCCAAAGCAAGUCCCACGGGAAGGAGAGAUGCAGCGAUGCGAGGUGGGUGUAGGAAACUGGGUGCCCCCUGCAAAGCUGCGGCCGGGCGAAGCACGGCGGGACGGAGCCACGUGUUUGGGUGUAGGUGCAACCCACACGGGCCGGGGGUGCGUCUGGGCCGGUGUCUUGGUUUUUUGAUGAUUUGCAGAAGGUUCCUCGGUGCGUUUGGUCCUCAACCUCGACCGUAGCCUCCAGGCCACUUGCUUCCCCAAGGCAUCCAGGAUGUUUUUUUAGGAUCAGAAGCCGGUCAGUAGCGAUGGCAGAACUGUUGUGGUGGUGGUGUUUGAUUUUUUUUUUUUUUCUUGACCCUAGGAUGAGUUUGUGCAGCUCAAGAAAUGGGCACAGAGAAUGGGGAGAGAUCAAAAGGGAUGGCAAGGUGUUGCUUUGCGGUGUGACAUGUGGCUGCUGGGGGAGAGCCGUGCCCUUGAGGCUUCACGGCACAUCCCAAGUGAGGGACGGGGGUAGCGAGGACGUGGGAACGGGACGGCUGGGCACAGAGUGUUCUGCAUCCCAGGGCCGGGAUGGCACAGGGGGAGGCAGCCGGCCAGCCCAGCCCCACGGGGGGACGCUGGAGCCAGCCCUCCUGCACCCCUGGUUUAUAGGAGAGCGUGUUGUGGCCAGUUUUGCCUUUGGCAGCAGAUACGCCUCUCCCAGGGGAAAAGAUGGUGGCGGUCUUCGUGCAGGUCUUAGGAUGCCCAGGCGGGGACGGUCCAUGGUAGAGCAAGCCUGGCGGGAGAGGCAGCACCCAGCUGCUCGGGGGUGUGGGGAGGGACCCGACCUGGCACCCAAGGAAAGGGUAUGGAGGUACCGGGGCUGUCUCCCUCGCCUCCUCCCUUUAAUGUCAAACUUUUUGGUGCUCUAGGUCAGAUAGGCAGGGGUGCCCGGUGGCAGGGUUUGAGGGACAAAGAGUGAGUUAAAGGGGGAGAGGCUGGUUGAUGGAUGCAUUUAUGUAUUAAUUCAUUGACAUAUGUCUUGGUGGGAGGGGGAGGGAUGGAUGUCAUGGCCUGAAAUACACCCCCCAUCCCCCUGGACGUAGCAGCUGCGGUCCCUGUCCGUAGGCACAGGUCAGGCGUUGCCAAGGGCCGUGGAGGAAAUCCUCCCUGGAGCCAGUGGGCACCCCCCAGCCAGGCUUAUGGUGGGGAAGGGGCCGUGUCACCUCCCCCAGCACUCGGUGAUCUUAUAAAAGGGGAUGCCAGAGGCGAGGCGUGGGGAUGUGCCAUGAGCCGGGGCAUGGGAUGCAUCGGGGCUGAAUGCAUCGGGGUGAGCGUUCCUUCGUGGCACCUGUGGUUAGACUGCACCAGUCCUGGCUCCCUCACGGGCUUUUAUUUUUGAGGAGGCUCAAAACAGAGAGCUUCCCGCAGUGAUGACCCAUGCCACUUGCUGUGCAGGAUGUCACUCGUCCCGUGCCCGAGGUCCAGAGGUUUUUGGUCAUAGAGCCCAGAGAGCUGCAGGGGCAGCGGUGUUCGGGGCAGGCGGGGUGGUUCUCCCCUCCCGGACCCCUCUCCCAGGGAGGCCGGUGGGUUUUGGGAAGCACUUACCUUUUUGCCAGGGUCACCUGAGGGGCACAGCAGAGAUGUUCCUGAUGUAUGGAGAUGUGGUAGUUCGUGGCGGUGCCGGGAUGGAGCCGUUUGCUCGGCUGCAGCAGCGCACCAGUGCCCGCCGUCGGUGGGAGAGCAGUUUGCUGUGGGACUUGGGGAUAAACUCUCGGGACCAGGCUUUUCAUCUGUAUGUCAGGGAAGGCAAAGAGAGGCUCACUCCCAC
Molecule: messenger RNA, 5389 nt
Organism: Grus americana (Whooping crane)
Lineage: Eukaryota; Metazoa; Chordata; Aves; Gruiformes; Gruidae
Gene: NTM
Product: neurotrimin
Exons: 9
Coding region: 556-1500 (314 amino acids)
Cellular component (GO): neuron projection
Source: RefSeq, a predicted model, not a curated record